Messenger RNA from Lingula anatina, 2095 nucleotides. Its product is annotated as serine/threonine-protein kinase Chk1-like. Gene Ontology annotation, cellular component: nucleus; cytoplasm; site of double-strand break. The record is from RefSeq and is a predicted model, not a curated record. Gene Ontology annotation, molecular function: protein serine/threonine kinase activity; ATP binding. Lineage: Eukaryota; Metazoa; Brachiopoda; Lingulata; Lingulida; Lingulidae. Gene Ontology annotation, biological process: mitotic G2 DNA damage checkpoint signaling; protein phosphorylation.
CUACGGAAAAUAAGACAUCAGUGCAUGUGUGUUUUCUCGCCAGUGGACUGUUGUCAUUCUAGAUGAAAGAUGAAUAUAAUUACAAAUUAACGUGUGCAAUAGCCUUCAUUCCCUGCAAGCAGUAUGGUGACAGCGUUUGUGGAAGGCUGGGAUUUUGUGCAAACCUUGGGUGAAGGGGCUUAUGGAGAGGUAAAACUAGCUGUAAACACCAGCACCCAGGAAGCAGUGGCUGUGAAGAUUAUUGACUUGACAAAAACUGCAAAUGUGGCUGAUAAUGUUAGGAAAGAAAUUUGUGUCCACAAGAUGAUGACCCAUGAGAGCAUUAUCAAGUUCUAUGGUCACAGAAAGGAGGGGGACAGACACUAUAUAUUCCUGGAAUACGCCAGUGGAGGAGAGCUGUUUGAUAGGAUAGAGCCUGAUGUUGGAAUGCCAGCAGCCCAGGGUCAGAAGUUUUUUAAACAGCUGAUUGCUGGCGUGGAGUACCUUCACUCUAAGGGUGUCACACACAGGGACCUCAAGCCAGAAAAUCUUUUAUUGGAUGAUGAUGAUAACCUGAAGAUCACAGACUUUGGUCUGUCCACAGUGUUCAGACACCAGGGGAAGGAGAGGCAGCUGGACAAGUGCUGUGGGACUGUGCCAUAUGUGUCCCCAGAGGUCAUUGCCAGAAAGCCAUACAGUGCUGAGCCAGCUGAUAUCUGGUCCUGUGGGAUAAUUCUGGUCACUUUAUUGGCAGGGGAGCUGCCCUGGGAUGAGCCUACGUAUGGCUGCCAGGAAUACUCAGACUGGAAAGACUGCAAGAUUACACUGUCUCCUUGGAACAAGAUUGACAACUUGGCCUUGUCUCUGUUGAGGAGGGUCCUGGUGGAAAACCCUCUCAAGCGGAUGACUAUUCCUCAGAUAAAAGCACACCAGUGGUUCAACAAAAGAUUUAAAGAGUCAGGUGGCUUUGUCCUCUCCAAUUCUCCAGCAGAUGGCAACCCAUUCAAGAGGUUCUGUUCAGGAGUGGAUCUCUCUCCACCUGCCAUGAAAGGAAGGGACACUGGGAAGAUUUCCUGUUCUCAGCCAGAGCCCCGCCGUGCACCCUCUCUCAGUCCAUCUACCAGCGACACCAAUGAAGCACUGAGGGACCUCCAUAUGUUCAGUUUCUCGCAGCCUGUUCACCCUGAUCACAUGAUCCUGGGAAGUCAGAUGCCGGGGACACCUGGUGCCUCACAGACACCUAUGCAGAGACUGGUAAGACGCAUGACCCGAUUCUUUGUAAAGACCCCCGUUGAUGAAACCGUGAAACACCUGGUGUCAAUAUGUGAAAAGCUGGGAUACUCUGUCAGGAGAAAUCCACAGGGCUUGAUCACACUGUCAACCAUGGACCGCAGGGGUAUGAAUCUCAUUUUCAAGGCCAACCUGGUGGACAUGAACAACCUAAUAUUGGUUGACUUCCGCUUGUCUAAGGGAGAUGGGUUAGAAUUCAAGAGGCAAUUCAUGAAAAUCAAAGGGAAAUUCAGCAGCCUGAUCUGCAAGGCUCCAUUGCUGUCCAGUCCCCAGGCGCAAGGUUCAGUGGUUCACUUUUCCUUGGGAUGCUCACCCACACUCAAGUCUUCAACUAGAAAAGAUCAGAAAGUAGCUCCCGAAGGGAAAAGCAGAAAGACAAACGAGGAUGGGAAAAGUACCUCAGGAAAUGCAGUUGUGUCACCAGCAGAGAAUAGAAAGGAUGAUGACAAAUUAGAAAGCAAUGCUGUUAACAGUGGCACUGGAACUGUGGAGAAAGCUGUAUUUAAAUUGAAGGAAGGUAACCAUGACAACAAGUGCAUGAAAGAUAAGACAACUGAAGGAGAUGGAAACCAAAAAAGACCUGUUGAUAAGAAAACCAUAGUGAAAGAUGUGAAGGAAAAUGUUCAGACUUCAAAGUGUAAAAGAAAACUUACACCAUGAAAUUGACAUUUGUAGUAUUUUGUAAUGUGGGUGCUACCUUAGUUCUAAGCUGAGGAAGAUGAAUGUCCCAGUAGUAAAACAGUAUGUGCAAUUAUAGGCCCCAUUCAGAAAAGGGAUUAACUAGUUGGAGGGUCAAAUAUGGCCGACCCAUUUGGAUACUUCCCCA